Astyanax mexicanus (Mexican tetra) is the source of this 2211-nucleotide messenger RNA. RefSeq lists its product as uncharacterized. Gene Ontology annotation, biological process: immune response; cell surface receptor signaling pathway; negative regulation of T cell proliferation. The coding region runs from base 57 to 884 and encodes 275 amino acids. The transcript is spliced from 6 exons. Gene Ontology annotation, cellular component: external side of plasma membrane. The record is from RefSeq and is a predicted model, not a curated record. Lineage: Eukaryota; Metazoa; Chordata; Actinopteri; Characiformes; Acestrorhamphidae.
CCCCUCCUUCACUCACCUCUCCUCACAGACAGCACGAGCUCAUCCCUAAAAACAGCAUGGGCGCGAGGAGGAGCAUCAGCUGCAGGGCGUGUACAGUUACAGUCACAUGGUUCUGCCUCCUGGUCCGUGUGGGCUCCUCCCCUCUGUCCUCGGUGGUCCACACCUGGUCAGGUGUUGGUCUGCAGGCUGUGCUGCCGUGUACCUGGGGGACGCAGGUAUCGGACAGGCCCCGGUCUCCAUAUAUCCAGUGGGAGACGCUGACCCACACGGUGUUUGAGCGAAUGGGGGAGCGGAUAUUUCAGGGCGAGUCCUUCAGGAACCGGGUGGACGUCCCGCUGGAGAUCCUGGACGAGGGGAACUGCUCGCUCUUCUUCAGGGACGUCCAGUUCAGCGACGCCGGGAUCUACGAGAGUUACCUGGUGGUGGGAGAGAACCAGGUGCAGCGGAGGAUCUUCCUCCAGAGCGUCCAGCUGCUGGUGUUCGAUCAUAAGCUGGAGCAGCGGGUGGAGGCGGGUAAAGACCUGGUUCUGGAUCUGUACACCGCCCACGCUCACACGCUGGUGUUCGAGAGCGUGAUCACGCCUGGGUGGGCGGAGCUCUGGAAGCGAGGGACAGCCAGGAACCGGGACUCUCGCCUGCAGGAGAACGAGGACAGCCUGGUGAUCAGGGGCGUCCAGCCCGGAGACAGCGGGACAUACAGGGUGGUGGACUCGGACGGUCUCGCCCUGAGCACCGUCAAAAUCACCGUCACCGAUCCUGUUCCAACCAAAUCUACAGUGGUGCAGGAAAAGCAGCUCUCUGUGGGAAGUGGGGGUGUGGUCAGUCCUGUCCUGGACGUGACUCUCUCCGUGAUGCUGUGGACGCUGGUGAUGUUUGUCCUGUGAGGUGAUGCUGAAGGUGCUGCUGCUCCGGUCGGGGAUGUUCUGGAUGGGCGGAGCAGAUCAGCACCUGUACUGAUUUCUCUCAGGGUGGGCGUGGGCCUGUCUCUCACUUCCUGUAAGGCAGUGUGGGCGGGGCCAGGCCUUCCCCAGGUGCGGGAGCAUUGAGUAGUAGGUGAGACUCUGAGAGUCUGAUGCUCCUGCGCUUCAUUUACUCAACUCCUCUGUGGGGUGGAGUCAGAUCUGUAACCCUGUUCUGAUCCAGGGAUGAUUCUGAAGAUGCUCCCAGUGUCUUCAGACGAGUAGUAAAGGAUGAGUAGUAGAACGAAGGUCUGUCACCAUUACUGUUACUGUUUAUACCAUACAGUAUACUGUCCAAGAAAGAAUAGCGAAAUAAAACAAUAAUAUUGCAUUUUAUGACCAAAUUAUGCCAAAAAUGCAAUUAAUAAAUACAGUAAAUAAUAAUUGGAGACAUUGGAAUAUUCAGGAAUUUAAAUAUAUUAAUAUUUUAAUCACCCUAAUUAAAUAAAAGCUAAAUAAAUUUAGAAAAGACAAAAAAUUGGCUCAUUCAUAUUAAAAACUAUUGAGUUUAUGUCCAUAUAUUGUACGAUUAUUCAGUAAAUUCAGUAAUUUAAGUUAAUAACAUAAUUAUGGUGACAGGCCGAGUGUCCUGCUACUGUUUCUAUGGGUUUUGCUGUUUUUUCUCACUUCUAAAAAACACGUAUCUGUAUGUUUGAAUCUGUUUGAAGGGCUUUUUUAUUUAGCACUCUGAUUCUAAAAACUGUUUCUGAGAUUUUUGGGUGUUUGAUCUAGGGCUGAGCGAUAUGACUAAAAUCAUAAAAACUUAAAUACUGUAUCUCAAUUAGUGUAGCAACAUUAACAGAUUAAUGCACGUGGUUAAUCUGGGAAGUUUAUUGCAUCCAUAUUUUUUAUGCAAAUUAAUCACGUUACUAACUGUAAUUUACAUUUUUUUUCAUAGAACCUGUUCACAUAUUAGCAGCAUCACUACUGCUAAAUUCAGGAGGGAAAAAACUCUGUCUUUAUACUAAAUUACUGAUAGCAUGUUUUCUUAAAGGUGUGGAAUAUGGAGCUAGACUACUGUUCAUUUCUUCUAUUAAAUAUUCCUCUCUGUUAAACUUUUAGGAAUGGUUUUAGGAAAUAAGCCUAGUCCUAAAGGACACAGCAUUUACAAAUAGAAAAUCUCUAUUAAAAUAUAAUAUACCAUAUUUUUCGGACUAUAAGGCUUUAUAGCUUACCGUGCUAAAAGUCGUACUAAAACAUUUUUUGCUAGAUUUUUAAAAAUUAGCACUGUCGAUUUUUAAAAUUAAAGAGU